Ramularia collo-cygni is the source of this 213-nucleotide messenger RNA. RefSeq lists its product as uncharacterized. The transcript is spliced from 3 exons. The record is from RefSeq and is a predicted model, not a curated record. The coding region runs from base 1 to 213 and encodes 70 amino acids. Lineage: Eukaryota; Fungi; Ascomycota; Dothideomycetes; Mycosphaerellales; Mycosphaerellaceae.
AUGAAGGGCUCACUUUACUUCCUUCUCUCCUUGGCUGCAAUGGCGUUGGCUGUCCCCAACGUCGCUGUCCGAGACGACGGAUACUCUGUUAAUCGUCGAGCUCUGAAAGGACUCAGUAUGUAUGCAGGUUCGACAGCGAAUGUAUCAGCGGUUGUUGCGACGCUGUUUGUCAACACCCCGAACACUGCGAUUGAUGCACGUUCGUAUUGUUGA